Molecule: messenger RNA, 1176 nt
Organism: Lichtheimia ornata
Lineage: Eukaryota; Fungi; Mucoromycota; Mucoromycetes; Mucorales; Lichtheimiaceae
Exons: 5
Coding region: 1-1176 (391 amino acids)
Cellular component (GO): cytoplasm
Source: RefSeq, a predicted model, not a curated record
AUGGGUGCCAGUGUAUCAAAGGACACCAAUCGAACAGCACAACAAACCAUAGAAGAAUCCGUUGACUAUGGUACAACACUUCCUAACGGCAUAUACUCGGCUACACAACAGGACUUCAACUUGCGCAUUGUAAGAAAUCUCAUUGUUGAAAGGAAGUUGGCGCCAUUCUACAAAGGCCUUUCAGACUUACCAGAGCAACCCAAUGAACCGAUCAGUAUACCGUCACCUCCACCCACGACUGCCACAACGUCCACGAGCAAAGUGCGUUCACGAUCGACUUCGACGAGCUACAGUAACAAUGGUACCACAAUCCAAGGACAAGAUAUCAAAAAGGCUUUAUAUAAGGAUGCUGUGGAAUGCCCUAUAUGCUUUCUGUACUAUCCCGCGAAUAUCAACCAUGCCCGAUGUUGUGAUCAACCCGUUUGCACCGAAUGCUUCCUUCAAAUCAAGCGUCCUGUUGAUACACCUUCUUCUCCUGCAACAUGUCCUUUUUGUAUGGUGGAUCAUUUUGGUGUUGUUUACAAACCCCCUACAUGGAAGGAUUCUCGCUCCAACAACAAUAGCCCAGGUCGUUCCAAAGUCAGUCCCACUACACAAGCACGAUCCAAUGCAUCCUCAGCUACAGCUACAGCUACAGCAGUGAUUGAUGGGGCUGAGCCUCCAAGACGCAAAAACGUUAGCCACGAUAGCCCAGAUGUUGUACUUGUAGAUCAUGUACGACCUGAUUGGAAAAAUCCAAAGCCUACCGAUUCGUCCUCAUCCUCUUCGCCAGUGCCUCCACGUCGUAAUUCAGAUGGCAGACCAGCAUUCUUUCGUAAUAGGCGAGGAAUACUUACUCGACCCAAUCGGUCACAAUCAGCAGCCACACCAUUACAUCACACAACAACAGCAACAACACAAUCCCAACAUCCACAACAACAACAUCAUCAGCCGCGUACUUCGUUUUAUGGCAUGGACUUUGAUAUUGAAGAGUAUAUGAUUAUGGAAGCGAUUCGGCUGUCAUUGCAGGAUCAGGAAGCGGUACGUGCAAGAAAUGCCGCUCAAGGUAACACAAACGAAAGCAAUGGUGGUGUAACAUCAUCAUCAUCGGAAGACAAUCCGGCAACCACCACCACAACAACAGGAACAACAACCCCAGCAAGCGAUGCCAGCAACAACAACAGCACGACCAGGUAG